CCUUCGGUUGGCUCUCCUGUUCGAGCAUUGACUUUCUGCUUUCUCCGGGCCUCAGUCGCUCGCCGACAAUCGAACAAAUUAUGUGGUCGCUACUAGUUGCUCUAGUUUUGCUCACCCUCUCCCAGUCCGAGGUGGGAGUGGAUGGCUCUCUGAAGGUGCUAGGCCUAUUUCCCCAUCCGGGAAUUAGUCACUUCCAUUUCUUUCAUCCGAUUAUGGAGGGGCUAGCCGAGGCGGGACAUGAGGUGAGCGUGGUUUCUCACUUUCCGAACAAAAAUCCGGUGGCCCGCUACAAAGAUUUUCCACUAUCUGGAGUGGAUAAACUUACGAACAGCGUGGAUCUGAAGUUCUUUGAGAAGCGACCAUUUUACGGUCACUUCAUCGAGUUCUUUUUGCUACACGAAUGGGGCAAGCAGGCCUGCAACUCAACACUGCGCUCGGAUGCACUGCAUCAGGUGAUGAAGCGGCGACCAGGAUACUAUGAUGUUAUCAUUGUGGAGCAGUUCAACACGGACUGCAUGAUGGGUGUGGCCCACCAGUUGCAGGCGCCCGUGAUUGCUCUCAGCAGCUGUGUAAUGAUGCCAUGGCACUAUGAAAGAAUGGGAGCUCCUCUUAUUCCAUCCCAUGUGCCAGCUCUUUUUAUGGCCCAGUCGCAAAACAUGGACUUCGGAGGACGUCUGGCCAAUUGGUUUAGUACUCAUGCAUUGAAUUGGAUGUACAAAUUACUAUCGGUGCCCACAGCGGAUGCCCUGGUACAAUAUAAAUUCGGACACGAUGUCCCCUCAGUGGGUGAGCUGGCGAAGAACACCUCCUUGUUUUUUGUGAAUCAACACUAUUCGCUGAGCGGCCCAAAGCCGCUGCCCCCAAACGUCAUCGAGUUGGGCGGCAUUCACAUUCAGAAAUCAAAACCUUUGCCGGCCGACUUGCAACGCAUCUUAGACAGCGCCGAGGAGGGGGUGAUCCUCAUCAGCUGGGGCUCUAUGAUCCGCGCCAAUUCCUUGUCUGAUGCCAAACGAGAUGGAAUCGUUCGAGCGGUGGCACGUUUGAAGCAACAGGUGAUCUGGAAGUGGGAGAACGAAACACUGCCCAAUAAGCCGGCGAAUAUGCACAUCAUGAAUUGGCUACCCCAGAGGGACAUCCUCUGUCACCCGAACGUAAAGGUAUUCAUGUCCCACGGUGGACUUAUGGGCUCCUCCGAGGCAGCUUAUUGCGGAGUUCCGGUGGUAGCUACGCCCAUGUACGGGGAUCAGUUUGUAAACACUGCCGCUAUGGUGCAACGAGGAAUGGGAAUUAUCCUGCACUUCGAAGACAUUGGAGAGAAUACCGUUAUGCGGUCCUUGAAAAGGGCAUUGGAAAAGAAAUACUAUGAAGCCGCAAAGGCCGUUUCUCACGCCUACAACCACCGCCCGCAACAGGCUCUCCAGACUGCCCUUUGGUGGGUUGAGCAUGUGGCCCACACUAAUGGUGCUCCCCUCUUGAAGUCCAGUGCCGUCGAGAUGUCACGAUUCGUUUACUAUUCCCUGGAUGUGUAUGCCUUCCUACUAGCUGUCAUCGCCAUCAUUAUUGGCAGUUGGGUGUGGCUCAUCCGACGCAUCUGUGGGUCGAAAGCUGCCAAAAAGACAAAGCAAGAUUAGAUGAAAUCAACAUGAUCUGCCUAUUUGUGGUGUAUGUGAUAUUUUAUAUGAUUGUGUAAGAGACAUUAAGUGUAUAGACGCCUCUCCUCCCAAGGAUUAAAGCUCACUGUGGGCAAAUAGUCUUUAAAUUGGAUCAACAAGUUGUUUCUUAAGAUUCAAAACUUACUAAUUGUUAGUAUCCGUUAGAAAAAUAUAAUUUCUUGACCUUUGUGCUAGACUAGUACUGCUAGUGUACUUUUUAUAAUAAACCACUACAACUGA
Molecule: messenger RNA, 1892 nt
Organism: Drosophila ananassae
Lineage: Eukaryota; Metazoa; Arthropoda; Insecta; Diptera; Drosophilidae
Product: UDP-glycosyltransferase UGT5
Exons: 5
Coding region: 81-1631 (516 amino acids)
Molecular function (GO): UDP-glycosyltransferase activity
Source: RefSeq, a predicted model, not a curated record